Molecule: messenger RNA, 1545 nt
Organism: Colletotrichum karsti
Lineage: Eukaryota; Fungi; Ascomycota; Sordariomycetes; Glomerellales; Glomerellaceae
Exons: 1
Coding region: 1-1545 (514 amino acids)
Source: RefSeq, a predicted model, not a curated record
AUGGACCCAUCAACCACCCACGGCGCGGUCGACCCCGCAUCCCCGGCCCCCACCCCGGCGCGGGACCCGGAGACCCUACCCUCGGAGCUCUUCUCCAAGAUCCUCGGAAACCUAGACCUCGCCUCCGCCAAGGAACUCCGUCUGUCCUCCAAAUCCCUCGCGGAGAAGUGCCUCGGUCCGGAAUUCACAUCCCACUUCGCCCACCAGAAGACGGACCUCAGCGCCUCCAGCCUCGAGGGCCUCGCGGCGCUGGCAUCGCACAAGGUCCUCGCGCCGGCCGUGUCCCACCUGACUGUCCUCUCGACGACCUUUGACCUCCAGGGCCUGACCAAGCAGGUCUCUACCAAACGUCGCACCGUGACCACGACCAAUGGGCCCAUUUUCUCUUCCACCGAGGAGCGCCUCACAGAGGAGGAGCUGAAGCGGGCCGAGGACGAGCUGGCGUGGUGUCGGGCGCAGAUCGAGGAGCGCGAGAAGCAGACCGACGAGUCCGUCAUUGACUCGCUCGCCUCUAGCCUCAAAGCGUUCGAAAAGCUCGACACCCUCGACAUCGAAGGCGCCGUAUCGACAGACAUGGGCUCGGGCUCGGCUCCACCACACACCAUCCGCGACUGGCAGUCCCUCUGGGUCCGCAACACGAAGGUAUUCCGCCUCGUCAUGCUCGCCAUAGCAAGAAGCGGCGUCCCCGUCAAGACCCUCACCGUCUUCCGCAGCACGAACCGCUGCAGCGUCCCGGCCGGCGACGUCACGGCCCUCCUGCCGCAGCUGGACGCCGAGCCGAACGCGGCCGUCGCGCUCGGCGCCGUCGAGAACUUCGCCAUCAGCGUGUCCACCCCGGUCCAGCUCGACGCCGCCAAGAUCGACGCCAAGGUCGCCACCCUCGAGGGCAUCGACCAGGUCUGGCACCGCGCCUUCGGCUCGAACACGGGCCAGUUCAGCGCCGCCGACCCGGAGGCGUCGGCGGACGAGAACUUCCCCGGCGUCGCGGGGCUGCUGGGGCGCAUGCCCAACCUGGAGGCCUUCGACGUGCACCUGUACAGCACCCUCACCAACGGCUUGUCCGAGGCGUGGUGGAAGAUGUUCGCGCGCAUCGCCGACGAGGUCGAGCUGCCGCGCCUGGAGCAGGUGAUGAUCCGCGGGCUGCCGGCGCGGGAGGACGAGCUCCUCACGUUCCUGCGGAAACACCACGGGAUCAACGAGCUGAUGAUCAACGAGAUGAGUCUGGAGUCCGGUCGGUGGCAACCCGUGUUCGACUACUUCGCCAAGGCCACGGCGCUCACGAAGCUGCACCUGGCGAACCUAUUCGACGGGGGCUACGUCGUGAGCCUCGAGCUCGCCGAGGGGCGGGACAUCGGGAGGGACCCGGACCCCCGGGACUACUUCCCAUGCACCGGCGGUCCUUCGAAGGUUUUCAAGAGAAGUUUUGAGGAGGAAACCAUCCGAGCUGGACUCGUGUUUAAGGACGAGCCUAUGGGUAGACCUCUUGGCUCGCCGCAGCUGAUGUGGUGGAGGAACAAGAGGAAGGCGGAUUUCGGACCUCCCUGA